Molecule: messenger RNA, 1324 nt
Organism: Sphaeroforma arctica JP610
Lineage: Eukaryota; Ichthyosporea; Ichthyophonida
Exons: 1
Molecular function (GO): phosphatidylinositol binding
Source: RefSeq, a predicted model, not a curated record
UUUGCACAGAACGUCCGGUUUGGCAAGAAACACUGGACCAUCCAUCGCCGAUACAGAGAUUUCGCGGCCUUAUAUCGGGUCAUGCGACGAGAAUUUCCCGUUGACCAUCGCACAGAUUUACAACUGCCUCCGAGAAGAUUGGUCACUUUCAACAAAUUCGAUUCUGUCUUUUUAGCACGGAGAACGAAACAAUUGGAUUUGUUUGCCAAAACACUGAUCCGGAAUCCAAAUUUUCUUAAUCAUCCGCUUGUACUGCUGUUUUUCUCGACGUCGUGGACUUUGGUGUACAACUUCGAGGAUACAGAUGGGAAGGCCAAUGGAGAGUUAUUACAACCCAGAGGGGGGCAUGAGAGUGAAAGUCUGUCACCAAGGGAAAUGAAACGCUAUGUGGAGGCUACUCAGGGCAGUCGGAAGCUGUACGUUAAUGCGUCGAAGAAUAGUUCCAGUUCCGGAAGUAACACUAGGAGGGUGAAUGAUAUAAGUAAUUUAACCAAAAAGCGUUUGCUCAUGCGAAAACCCUCCGUCCCGUAUUUCCAUGAGCAUGUCGAACCGGUAUCGAUAGUCGAUGCUCACCCGAGGUUGCGAUUCUUGAGGGGUGAGAAGAAGAAGGUCAUUGCAAACAAGAGUAGAUCAGGUACGCCUGCUAGGGUAGUGACGGAAUAAGCCGCACAUGACAGUAUAAGUGUGCCUACAUGAAGAAAUAAGAGCGCGUGCGUGACAGAAUAAGAGUGAGGCUCAAAAGACGGUACCCAACUAUUGCUUCUGAUAUGCGGCGAAUGUCAACCACACGAACAAGUGUCUGUCAGGGGAUCCUCAGACUCGCAACUUAUUUGGUGACGAUAUGAGACGGGUGUUAUAUAUACAAACUACGACACAAUUGCCGUAUGAUUGGCAGAGUGAUAAGUAUACGGGGUACGAGGGUAAUGGCUAGUAUAGGCUACAGACACGCUACAGACAUGCUACAGACAUGCUACAGACACGAAGGCCUGGCGCGAUAACGAGAAAGUUUGUGCACCCAUUAAUGUGAAACCAUGGGAUUGGGUUUUGGGUCGUUGCAGCCUUUCAGCUUAAUUACAUACAUAUUCACCGUUAUGGUGGUGUAGAACAACGUUUUGACCAAAUAAGGAGACAUGAAGGUUCACAUUCAAGCCUCUCACUCCCGGACCGUAAGUAAAUACAUGCGUAAAAAAAUGAAUAAGCGCAAGAAAGAAACAAGCGAUUGCCCGAAGUAGACCUAUAAGCCGUAAAUAGAGAUGUUGCACAGUAGUCUCAAGAUGCUUAUAGUAGGAUCACACCCAGUUGUAAAAAUGCAAAUAAAGUUAAG